CAAUCACCAUUGACAUCGGUUCACAGUUAGAAAAUAUUGGAAUUAGUUACAAAUACUCCACACUCACACAAAAACCCUUCUCUUCUUUUUCUGUACCAGUCACGUACACUGCACCAUCUUCUUCAAUGGAUGUUUUCUUUGAAACCCAAAAAACCAAACCAUUCUCCAUUGAAUUGGGUUACUUCGAUACAAUCCUAGAAAUCAAAGAAAAGAUUCAAAAAUACCAGUCCAUACCCAUCACCAAACAAACCCUAGUUUUCAACGGCCAAGUUCUUCAAGACGAACGCGAUAUCGAACACUGCGGUAUCCUCAAUAACUCUCAUAUCCAACUCGUUAUAACCCCUGACAAUACCGAUAAUUCAAAGACUCAUCAGAAAAUCAAGACUGAAGAAUCACCCACCAAGAAAAUUCAAAUCAAUGUAAAAAUCCCGUCUUCGAACGUGCAUGUUCCGAUAGAAAUGGAAUUAAACGAUAAUGUUUUACGUUUAAAAGAAAAGAUUCAAGAAAUGGAAUCCGUGGCGGCCAACAGGUUGAUUCUGCAGUUCAACAAUGGAGAAUUAUCGGAUAAUCGGACGUUAAAAGAGUACGAGUUGUUGGAUAAUAGUGAGGUUAAUGUGAUUAUAAAGCCAUCCCCGGCGGGUUCAGGGACGGGAUCAGGUGGGGCGGCUACGGGGGCAGGAACGAGGAAGAUGAAAUUGUUGGUGUUGAGCAAGUGUGGGAAGAAGAUUCCGGUGGAAAUGAAUCCGUCGGAUAACGUUGGGGAGUUGCGAAAAGAGGUUCAGAAGUUGCACCAGAGGCUGCAUUUUCAUCUGCCGCAAGAAGGGUAUUUUUUCAUAUAUAAACAGAAUGUAAUGGACGAUGAUCGGUCGUUUCGUUGGCACCAUGUUAAUCAAGGUGAUACUAUUGAGAUCUUUAAUGGCAGUGUAACUGGUGGAUCUUAAUUCAUUUCAAUUUCAUUUUUAUGGGUAAUUUGCUUCAUUUGUUUUCAAUUAGUGUACUAAAUCAGCUUAAUUAGUCUUAUUUUGAUUUAGCAUUCUGAGUUUCUCUAUUGUAUUGCUGGUAUUUUGUUGAUAAUCGAAAAGGAGAGUGCUUGUGGGAGAAUAGAACCCACUACCUAAGUUUAUAUUAUUUGAGAUCUAAUUGGUUUGUAUUGCUGAUAUUUGACAGAGCUUGGCUUACAUAGUUGCACAAAAAUGCGGAAUGGUUAAAAACAAUGUCGUUUUAGGAAUAGUCGGAAACGAAACGACGUAUCAUAAAGACGACAUUGUCAGCAUUUUAGUAGUGAAUGUAAAACUCUUACACGGUGAAACGAUAGUUGUUGUAACAUUGACACUAAUGUUUGAAGUUAUAAUACCGAUUG
Mercurialis annua (annual mercury) is the source of this 1360-nucleotide messenger RNA. Its product is annotated as ubiquitin-like protein-NEDD8-like protein RUB3. The record is from RefSeq and is a predicted model, not a curated record. Gene Ontology annotation, biological process: proteasome-mediated ubiquitin-dependent protein catabolic process. The transcript has a single exon. The coding region runs from base 126 to 941 and encodes 271 amino acids. Gene Ontology annotation, cellular component: nucleoplasm; cytosol. NCBI's taxonomy places the organism in Eukaryota, Viridiplantae, Streptophyta, Magnoliopsida, Malpighiales, Euphorbiaceae. Gene Ontology annotation, molecular function: proteasome binding; polyubiquitin modification-dependent protein binding; ubiquitin binding.